Molecule: messenger RNA, 1428 nt
Organism: Aphanomyces invadans
Lineage: Eukaryota; Oomycota; Saprolegniomycetes; Saprolegniales; Verrucalvaceae
Exons: 1
Coding region: 701-1060 (119 amino acids)
Source: RefSeq, a predicted model, not a curated record
CUUGGCUGUCUGAGCAGCUCUAUCGUCCUCCACCUGCAUGUGCUCUCCACCUCUUGUAUGUGUACGCAUGACAUGACGAAUUCCUUUCAAAUCAACCAUCUUUCGGGUCUGAUUUCCAUCGUGAUGGACCAUACAGGACAUUCUGAUCGUUGCCUAUCGAGUUUUCGCACGCCACGAACGCUGCUAUGAUGACUUUAAAGUGUUUUCAGACUAGAGUUUCCGAACGGGGGGUAGUAGCCCUAAGUGUCGAGAUACCCUUGGCUGUCUGAGCAGCAACACGUUCAUGUGCAUCAAGGCUCGGGUCAGACGAGCUUCCAACUAGAAGCGCCCCAUUCUUCCAGAGCUCUGUCGAGUUUCAUCCUUGAGCCAAACGAGGUUGAAUGAAGGAUUCAUCGAUCAUCAUGGUAGUUCAUCCACGCUGAGAGAGUUCCUUGCGGUUUCGCCACGAUUGGCGACACCAGGCGAGUACACACUGCAAAUGAAUCUCACGGCUGGCGCUGUACUUGACUCGAGCGUUCGAUUCCCGCGUGAUUCAGUGCCGAUGCUGCGUCAUGCACAACCGAGUUUCUCGGUCAUGUGGGAAAUAUAGUGCGCUCUCCAGGUAGCGCAGUAGAGUAGUUGAUUCAACUAAUAUUAAACUGCCACAUGGGCAUAUCUGGCGAAUUUUUGUGCGGCGCGAAGGUCGUUUUCAAGCGAUUUGAUGUUGCAUUGGAGCACGGUAUUCACGUUUGUCAGCCGCAGCACUUCUUCUCGGUACAUGUGCAUCUUCUUCUCUGCGAUUUGGCGGCACUUUCUUUCCCGCUCCAAGUCUUUCUCGAGGUCCCAGAUACGCUGCUCUAGCGUCUCGUCGACGGCGCGCCCUUCCAUGUCCAAUGGCGGGGGUUCUGGGGAGCGAAAGCGCAGCACGACGUGGCCGGAUGACAGGUUGCGCAGGGCUUCGACGACUUCUUCAAAUUUGUACGACGUGAUGUCUUCUUCGUUGAUGCGGAGCAGUACAUCCCCUGGCUUGAUCAUUCCACAGGCUUCCCCUGGUGCCGAUCGGCCCGACGGCAACUUAUAGAAGGGAACGUGGAGGUCGACAAUCGCGGAAUCCGAGUGUUUCGCGAAGUAUAUCCCAAGGCCGUACAGAUCCUUCUCGAGAGUCACGUCGUACUCGUUUCGUUCGUGCGGUGUAUCGAUUUUACUGUCGCAAUGCGAGCAUGACCGCUUGCUAGCGUUGACGUCGUGAGCACAGUUGGUCGACGAUUCCAACAAAUCCAUGUCGAGACUGACACUGCUUGUGGUCUCUGUGGGGCUAGAUGCAUCCAAUAUAGAUGCAUCCACGAUACCAACGGAACGGGGCAUCCCUUCCAUCUCACUCAGGGGCAUCGUUCGCCUCGCACGACGUCGGGCAAGCGGGCUCGGAGGGACGGUGUGUUGCCGUCGUGG